AUGCCUGCCAUUACUCCAGCAGAGCUUUCAAAACUCCAAAAGAAUACUAAAAAUAUCAGAAAUAUUUGUAUUUUGGCCCAUGUUGACCAUGGCAAAACAACAUUAUCCGAUUCACUUUUAGCAACCAAUGGUAUCAUUUCUUCAAAAAUGGCAGGCAAAGUCAGAUAUCUCGAUUCUCGAGAAGACGAACAAGAAAGAGGAAUUACAAUGGAAUCGAGUGCGAUCAGUUUAUAUUUCAAACUUGUCAGAACCAUCAGUAAUAGUGAAGAACCGCAGCAAAAAACAAUUGAAAGUCAAUAUCUCAUCAAUCUAAUUGACUCGCCCGGUCACGUUGACUUUUCUACAGAGGUUUCUACGGCCUCACGUUUAUGCGAUGGUGGUCUUGUACUAAUAGAUGUGGUAGAAGGCGUUUGUACGCAGACUAUCUCUGUGUUGCGUCAAGCAUGGGUCGAUAAAGUGAAGCCAAUUUUAGUAUUUAACAAAAUGGAUAGACUGAUAGUGGAGUUACAAAUGACGCCGCAUGAAGCUUAUAUUCAUAUCAACAAGAUCCUAGAACAAGUAAAUGCAGUGAUGGCUACGUUUUUCACAGGCGAUCUAAUGGAAGAUGAAGCACGAAAGUUGACAGCAGCAGCUAAGGAGAGAAAAGAGGAAGAGGAAGACGAAGUAUUUGACACUAAUAAAGUCUAUGACUGGAGCAUGGAGGAACGCGAUGAUUCUCACAUUUAUUUUGAUCCGGCCAAAGGAAAUGUUAUUUUUGCAAGUGCAGUGGAUGGCUGGGCUUUCAGGGUGCAACAAUUUGCUUCUAUUUACGCAAAAAAACUAGGCUUCAAAGAGCAGGUUCUACAGAAAUGCUUGUGGGGUGAAUAUUAUUUCGACCCAAAAAACAAGCGAGUCAUUCCACCAAAACUAUUGAAAGGAAGAAAUCUAAAACCAAUGUUUGUUCAGUUUGUUCUUGAAAAUAUAUGGGCUGUCUAUGGCAGUGUCGUUGUUCAACCGGACCGUGAACGCGUCGAAAAGAUUGUUAAUGCAUUAAAUAUCAAAGUUUUACCAAGAGAUUUACGCUCUCGUGAUCCUCAAAUUCUCCUUAGCGCUAUCUUUUCACAAUGGCUGCCUUUGUCCACUUGUAUAUUGUUAGCUAUCAUUGGGCAACUACCACCACCCAUAGACGCUCAAGCUCAGCGAAUCUCGAAAAUGUUGCAUCCAAACGUCCAGCAAAACGACAACGAACCAAUAGAGCCUACCAAUGAAGUAGAAAGGGCCCUCUACGCUUGUGAUGCAUCUGAAUCAGCUCCAGCUGUAGCCUAUGUCAGCAAAAUGUUUGCCGUUCCCGUUGCUCUUCUACCGGAGAAUCGUCGUACGCAAAUGACCGUUGAAGAAUUACGAGAAAGGGGUAGACAACAACGUGCAUUAAGAGCUGCUCGUGCACAGCUCGAGCAGUCAGGUGAAGGGAUUCCAUUAGACCAAUUAAAUAAACUACAACUGGAAGAAGAAGAAGCAGAAUUAAGUCAUGCAGAAGGUGAACAAGAAAAGGACCUUACAGGUGAACGCUUGAUUGGUUUCGCUCGUCUUUAUAGCGGUACAAUUCGUGUGGGGCAAAAAUUGUAUGUGAUGGGACCAAAGUAUGAUCCCGAGCAUCCUAAUGAGCACGUCUCAGAGAUUACAGUCAAGAAUUUGUAUUUGAUAAUGGGACGUGAUUUGGAAGCUUUGGAUCAAGUAAGUGCUGGUAAUGUAUUCGGUAUUGGUGGGCUAGAAGGCCAUAUUUUAAAAAACGGUACUUUGGCCAGCACGUUGGAAAAUGUGCGUAACAUGGCUGGCGUUAAAAUGGACACAGCUCCCAUUGUUCGUGUUGCUUUGGAGCCUGAGGAUCCUACAGAAAUGGAUAAGCUUGUGGAAGGCCUUCGUCUUCUGAACCAAGCUGAUCCUUGUGUUGAAGUCUUACUUCAAGAAACUGGCGAACAUGUCAUUCUAACAGCUGGUGAACUGCAUCUUGAAAGAUGCCUACGUGAUUUGAAGGAGCGUUUUGCCAAAAUUGACAUUCACGUGUCUGACCCUAUUGUGCCCUUCAGAGAAAGUAUUGUACGGGGCGAACUUCCGAUAAAUAAAGAAAAGGAAGGAAUCAUGGUGCCGCGAGGUUUGUCUGAGAUAAAGUUGAGUUCAAAGUUUUUGACUCUCAAGAUUCAAGCCGUUCCCUUACCUGCUCGCGUAACUGAGUUCUUAUUGAAGCACACAGCUUCUAUUAAGGUCAUUGUGGAUGAAAAAUUGGCCAAAAAGUCACAAAAGCCUGACGAAAUGGAAGAUACAAUGCAUCAUCAACAAUCAGAAGCCCCUGUCAGCAUGAAUCAACUCUUAUCUCCCAAAGAAUUAGAAAAUGCAUUACGAGAAGAAUUUGCUCAAGCAAGAAAAGAAGGUGGUCCCUUUGCUCAUUAUUGGGAAGAGAACAUUGUGGAUCAAAUUUGGGCGUUUGGUCCUCGACGUGUUGGUUCUAAUAUGUUAAUUAAUCGCAUUCCUGGAUACGUUCGAAAGCCAUUCUUUCAGGUUGAUUCUAAUAGAAAUUUAGAGUUCUAUCCAGAGCAUGCAGAUGAAGUUAUUAAGGUUACAGAGGAACAGCAGGCUAGUGAAUUGUCCAUUUUGGAUAUUGAUUUCAACAUUCAAACAGGGUUCCAGUUGUCAACGUUGGCAGGUCCCUUGUGCGCAGAACCAAUGACGGGUGUCUGCUAUAUUGUUCAAGGCGUUGAGUUUCACCCUGAAGAAUUCUUUACGCAAAAUGGAGAAUCCGUUGAUGUUCGAUCAAGACUCCACAUUAUUCAAGGACAAGUAAUCGCCGCAGCUAAAGAAGCGUAUAGACAAGGAUUUUUGGAUUGGUCCCCUCGCCUGUUGUUGGCCAUGUAUGCUUGCGACAUUCAAGCUUCUGCGGAGGUUUUGGGUCGUGUGUACGGUGUAAUUUCAAAGAGAAAGGGUAAAAUUGUUUCAGAAGACUUGAAAGAAGGUACCUCCUUCUGGCAUAUCAAAGCAUCGUUGCCUGUUAUUGAAAGCUUUGGAUUUUCUGAUGAAAUUCGAAAGAGAACAUCUGGUGCAGCUAGUCCUCAGCUUGUCUUUAGCGGAUUUGACAUGCUGGAUGAAGAUCCCUUCUGGGUACCAACAACCGAAGAAGAAUUAGAAGACUUGGGUGAAAAAGCUGAUAAAGAAAACUUGGCGAAGAAAUAUAUGGAUACAGUGAGAAAGAGAAAGGGUAUGUUUGUAGAGAAGAAACUGGUUGAACAUGCUGAAAAGCAAAGGACGCUCAAGAAGAAUUAA
Molecule: messenger RNA, 3294 nt
Organism: Mycotypha africana
Lineage: Eukaryota; Fungi; Mucoromycota; Mucoromycetes; Mucorales; Mycotyphaceae
Product: P-loop containing nucleoside triphosphate hydrolase protein
Exons: 8
Coding region: 1-3294 (1097 amino acids)
Biological process (GO): cytosolic ribosome assembly
Cellular component (GO): cytosol; ribonucleoprotein complex
Molecular function (GO): GTPase activity; ribosome binding; GTP binding
Source: RefSeq, a predicted model, not a curated record